AUGGCCACGUUGAGAUUCUGUGAUGUUCAAAAUGACAGUGUGACGUUGCUGCCGUUUGCCAAGGAUUUGGCAACUAAUGGCUGCUCAGAGAUGACUGUGGCUGUGAAAAAAUUGCAUGAAUACGCCGACAAGUGUCAGAAGCAGGAGUUCCUCCGCGAGAUCCACUUGAUGAAGACACUGGGCAGCCAUCAAAAUGUUGUGAAUAUGAUCGGGUGCUGUACGAUAGAGGAGCCGCUGUGUCUCGUGGUCGAGCACAUGCCCAAUGGCGACUUGUUACAUUAUUUGAGGAAGCACAGGAACUCAAUGCAGGGGGAGGGUGUUCAGGAUGGUGAUAUUUACUAUGAGGAGGACCGACUCAAGUAUCAAGACUUGUUGUCCUUCGCCAGACAGAUUGCUAAAGGAAUGGAAUUCCUCUCCCAGAAGGGUUUCGUUCAUCGCGACCUCGCGUCAAGAAACAUCCUCGUUGGCGAGAACAGAAUGGUGAAAGUCAGCGAUUUUGGAUUGACGCGCUAUGUAUAUGAUGAUAAAGUUUAUGUAAAUAGAAAAGGGGGAAAACUACCGCUGAAGUGGAUGUCGAUAGAGGCCAUUUUUGAUUUGACGUUUUCAACAGCUAGUGAUGUGUGGGCAUUUGGAGUUGUGUUGUUUGAAAUUAUAACACUAGGUGGCACUCCAUACCCGAUUAUCUCAAACAAGGACUUGCUGCGAGAGUUGAAAAUGGGCUACAGGAUGGAAAAGCCAGACAACUGUGAUGAUGAAUUGUAUCAUAUGAUGUUGGAUUGCUGGAGUCAAUGCCCCAAUGAUCGACCAGACUUUACGGACCUGAAGCUGCACCUGGACAUGAUGAUCGAGAAGCUGUGUAAGACUGACUACUUGGAUAUCGAUCUUGAGAAUAUGAAGGCGUACUAUAAUGCUCCGAUCAUGGAAGAGGAUGAUGACGCAGGAAAUGAGGAUGUGGGGGAUGAUUUUGAGGAUAUCUUUGGAGCAGGUGUUGAUCUUGAAGUAUUGGAAAACAGGUGGCAGGGGUCAACGGUGCGCUUGGCAUCGGGAGAAGAGGACCUGACACCCUCAUGCAGCUCCAACGAGAAUCUCAUCAUACGCCGAACGUCCCCGAGUACGUCUGGGAACAGUUCCGGCCGAGAAAGUAUGGAAGCGAAAGAUGAUCAUUUUGAGAGCCCAAGCGAUUUAUCAGACUUAAAUGAUGAGAAAGACAAUCCGUGCCCCCUAGUCCUCUGCACGAACCAUGACUCGGGACAUGUGUCCUACGAUAUUGAAUUGGACUCCGGCCCUGAGAGUGACCUGUAUUUGAGUCAGCGACGGUCGAUGGGUGAUUCUAAAGAUGACAUUCCAUUGUGGGAUGUUUGUGUAUAGCCAGUAGUGGAUUCAAACAAGUCUCUUAUUAUUUACUGAGUGUUAUGGUACGUAUUUGAUACAUUUGGUUUGCAACUUCGAAAUGCAGCUGACCCAAGAGAUUUUUAAAAAGCACAAAUAUUAUUGUCUGUUUCUUCGAAGUAAUGCAAAGGAAAAUUCAUUGAAUAAAAUAUUGUUAAAUUAUCACCAACAUAUUUGUAUUUUUUUUCAUUUUGCCAAUGGUGAAAAUUAAAAAAUCAGAUUUGUCAAAUAUUUUCUGUAACACACAGUACAAAACAGUAUACAUCCCCAAAAUAUAUUUCAUUCCACAUAAAAUACAUGAUGCUUCACGUCUCUUGAUCAUUUGCAUAUCUCUUUCCUUUUGAAUUUUGACAGUGUAUGUUUCUGGUCACACAGUAUUAUAUAGAAAUAUAGAAUUGAUAUUUAACCACAUUGAUACAAAUAUAUGUCGUAUUAAUAUCUGCAUUUAUGAUUGUGUCAGUAACUUUUAAUCAAAAUGGCAGCAUAUGUCUCGUUUCAGAAGGAAGUAGUAAAACCCAAAAGUACUCUUCUUCCGCAAUACAAGAUUUGGUACAUGUUAUUAGAUGUUCUUUAUUAAGGAAGAGUGUCAUGACAUAAAAAUGGGGCAGCAAUAAUGUUGUUGGAAGACUUUGACAGAGGGCAUUUCUUUGAUGCAUCAAAUAAUGCACACACUUUACAAACUGUUGGUGGAUACUUCUGAGUGUGUAUCUACAGAUUGCCCUCUUUAGGCAGCA
Lineus longissimus is the source of this 2123-nucleotide messenger RNA. RefSeq names its product tyrosine kinase receptor Cad96Ca-like. The transcript is spliced from 6 exons. The record is from RefSeq and is a predicted model, not a curated record. Gene Ontology annotation, cellular component: signaling receptor complex; plasma membrane. Gene Ontology annotation, biological process: positive regulation of kinase activity; protein phosphorylation; cell surface receptor protein tyrosine kinase signaling pathway. The coding region runs from base 1 to 1368 and encodes 455 amino acids. Gene Ontology annotation, molecular function: transmembrane receptor protein tyrosine kinase activity; ATP binding. Lineage: Eukaryota; Metazoa; Nemertea; Pilidiophora; Heteronemertea; Lineidae.